AUGCCAAGACGAAGACGUUCUUCACUUACAAAUGCCACUGCAACUAAUAAUAAUAAUGAUAAUAGUAACAGUAAUACAAAUAAUGGGAGGAUAACUAAUCCAUCUUCAAACCGCCAUCAAUACCAAAGUCACCAUUCAAUAAAUAAUAAUAAUAAUAGUAACUUAAGAUACCGUGGAGGACGUAGUGUAGACACAGUCCCAUCCAAUCAAAAUCGACUUCAAGAUACUCAAGAAACUCAGGAUUGUCAUGUUUCAUCAACGACUACCAAUUUAAUGCAAGAAAUUCAAAGUUUUCCAAUUGUUACAACACUACAACUGCAACAAAAUGAUCCCGAAUUGGAAGCGGAUAAAAAAUUGAUUAUGAGUCAUCCUCUUUAUCCCCUAUUGGCGUGUUAUUACAACAGUGUGAACUGGCUACAGCCAGGCCAGAUUCUCCACCUCCGCUGGAUACCUUCAACACUGAAUUAA
Molecule: messenger RNA, 468 nt
Organism: Heterobilharzia americana
Lineage: Eukaryota; Metazoa; Platyhelminthes; Trematoda; Strigeidida; Schistosomatidae
Source: the annotation of a GenBank genome assembly